Messenger RNA from Penicillium brasilianum, 1759 nucleotides. NCBI's taxonomy places the organism in Eukaryota, Fungi, Ascomycota, Eurotiomycetes, Eurotiales, Aspergillaceae. The record is from the annotation of a GenBank genome assembly.
CUCCACCAGUCACAGGCCUCGGAACAACUAUCGACCGUCCCGCAAAUCUUAUCGGCACCGCGUGUUGUGGCUCAACCGCCGCAAAGCAGUCCUGCAUUCCAAGCGAUUGGGAACAUGUUCGCUCCCAAGACUACCGCGCCUGCUGCAGGUGGGCUAACUAUCAGCACCACCGCGACGCCCUUGUUUGGCAGCGUAAACACUCAAAACACAUCCACCGCGGGAUCGGGCACAACAGCCACCCCAAGUCUCUUCGGCAACACCACCUCCACAGCACAGUCAAAGCCAGCAACCAGUUUAUUCGGAAACACCCAACAGUCAUCAACCACGGGAUCAAGCAUGUUUGGCAACCAGCAGCAGCAGAGUGGAGCUGCUCCAGCCCCGAGCAUGUUUGGUGGCCAGCAACAACAACAAACUGCGACAAGCACAACCCCAAGCUUGUUUGGUGGCCAGCAACAGCAGACUGGAACAACCACCGCCACCCCAAGCUUGUUUGGGAGCACCACAGCCACGGCGACCACACAACCUGCCGCGCCAUCCAGUCUCUUCGGAAACACGGCAACUCAGACUCAGGCAAAGCCUACAUUCAGCCUGGGAGGCACCACUACUGGAGGAGGCCUCUUCAACACUACUCAGCAACCUCAGCAACAGCAACAGCAACCCGCGAAGCCUUCACUCGGCGUUUUCAGCAAUCCAGGCGCAACUCAAAGUGCUCAACCCUCCCUGCUCGGACAAAGUACCGCAACGGGGACAGUUGUCCAGGGCGUGAAGGUCGAUGUCAGCAACCUACUUCCCACUACCAAAUUUGAGAGCUGUUCCGAUGAACUUCGUCGAGAGAUUGAAGCCAUCGACAAUGCCAUUCUUAAUCAAAUGAAGCUAUGCCAUGAAGUUGCAGACAUUCUUCCCACCAUCGAGUCGCAGGGCGCCUCAAUUCCCAAUGAUGUGGACUUUGUGCAAGGCAAGCUGGAGACCAUUCAACAUGCCUUGGAGAAUGAUGCCAAUGAUAUCGACCAGCUGCGCGGCCUGGUCACCCGGGAUGCCGCCGAGGCUCAGGUUGCAUUCCGCGCCAUCGAUACCCUCAAGCUGCCCCUUCAGUACCAGACACCCGGCGGUGGUGGCUGGUGGUCAAUGCAGGACCAAAAGGUUGCCGAUCGAUCCUCUCUUCGGUCGACUCGCAAGAACACCCUUGCGCUGCCGGAUGACGUGGAAGGAGAUCCGGCUACUGCCAAGAGUGUGAACGGUGUUCCCGUGAACCUGGUGGACUACUUCUCCCAGCGCUCGGACGAAAUGAGCACUGUUCUUGACCGCUACAAGGGUACCAUGAAGGAGAUUGAAGAUCACCUGCACGGCGUGGAACUCUCAUUGAACCGACAGAUUAACGACUUUGUCAGCAAGUCUCGUGAUGGGGCGAGUGCCGGAACUCCCAAGUCAGUCGUCAACGAUCUGGCUGCCGUGCUGGGCGAUGUGGAGGCUGGUAUCAUCGGCGUUGCGUCCCGGUUAGGGAACGUGCAGGAGCAAGUCCAGGAGAUGACGCUCGGCCCAUUGUCGGCGGACAGUCGGUUUGGAUACUGAGGGGGGGGGGACGGAAAGUUGGGAACGUGUUGAGUAUCUGUACACUAAUUCAAUGAAUGAGCUGGCUUUCGGUAUGCAGUGGCAUCGGGUCGGUUAAUGGGUUACGAGAUGAUUUUUCCAGGAAUGGCGUAGGUUUCAAGUAAGCUGUACGAAGCAACGAAGUAGAGCAUAUUUCAUAAUGUUAAAGGAC